AUGGCGAGGCACUGCAGAUAUUGGUUGCAAAACGUUGCGGGUGCGCGGUGUAGUAUUGUAGCUAGAGCUGCUAUUGUUUCCGCACUUGCUAUUAUUGUCGUCGAGGAUGUUGCUGUUCCAGUUGCUGUUGUUGUCGUCUCGUCCUUUACGUCUGCUGGAUCUUCGCCUGGUCGUCGGUCCGUGUCGAAAAGAGGCCGCGCAAUACUGUCGCGACACGGGACGAAAACAGACGAGCCCGGCGAUGAGGGCUUUCCGAGAGCGACUGGACAAAGGAAAGCAAAGAAAGGAAAAGAAAACAAAACGACGAGGAGUGCGGGAGCGCAAAAAGAGAGUCGAGAACUGUGUCAAGGUAAAAUGUAA
Sporothrix schenckii 1099-18 is the source of this 360-nucleotide messenger RNA. RefSeq lists its product as uncharacterized. NCBI's taxonomy places the organism in Eukaryota, Fungi, Ascomycota, Sordariomycetes, Ophiostomatales, Ophiostomataceae. The record is from RefSeq and is a predicted model, not a curated record. Bases 1 to 360 code for a protein of 119 amino acids. The transcript has a single exon.